AUGCAGUCGUCGCACCUUUUACCACAAGUCCCUGGAAAGUGAAGCGCUCCACUUCUUCCUUCACUCACACGCUCCAAACAACCCGACACUACGGACCCGUUUCCUUCACUCUUGUUUAGGUUAAACAGCUCGGGGACUUUGUAUCUUUCUAAAGUGAUGCGUUUUACACACGGAGGUUUAUUUUCUUCAUAAACUGCAGCCGGACUGUCCGUGGUCACUCUGCGCCGCCAUCCGCUCGAGUUGUCGUUGUUUGAGCUUGAGACGGUGUGAACAGUGUUGGAAUGCAAAAGGAUUACCAUCUGACGUUAAUUCAAAGGAGGGGAAGCAGUCAGACCCCAAGAUUACACAUUUUCUGAUCUUUGGCCCACUAAAAUGCCUCUGAGGUGACAAUGUCUACAAUGAAGCACGUUAUCCUGCAGGAGAAAGACCAGGGCAGUGAAAGGAAGCUGGACUGGAGCUACAUUGAAUGGGCUGAGAAUGAAGUUGUCACGACAGGUGUGGCAAAUGCCGAGACACAAACGGACUCAAGGUUUUUUGAGGACAAGGGGAGUCAGACCAGCAACCCAGUCAUUAUGCACAUAGAUCUCAAACGGACACACUCCAAGCUAAGACAGUUGUCACUGGCAGACACUGACAGCUUCGUGCCACCCUUAUUUCAGUUUGACCGCCAGGCUCCAGGACGCAUUUCCACGUCUCCCACCUUGAGGAGGAUGAGGAGCACCAGGCGCUCUCUUAUCGAUCCUGCUAGGAUGGGGAGCACUCAGGAGGAACCUUCACCUGAGCGCAAGACAUCACCCAUUUGCUCCCAGUCUCCUGUGCACAGAGUGAAGUCUCCUCUUGCAUCGACCCCCCUCUCCGAUGGAGAGACCAAUCACAAUCAUCAGGCAGUUUCAACCUCAGGACGACAGAGAACCAGAACGCAAAGAUCAAAGACUUUAGACAACAGCAUCGCUUCCAACGGACGAGACUGUCGCAGUGCUCAUCCUACCCUUAUUAAUAAUUUUGUAUUUGCUGAUGGUGAGAUACCGGAGAAGGAUCACUGCCAUAAUAGGUAUCAGGAACGGAGGCGGAGCUCCGUGGUGGUCAGUUUGUCUGGACUGGACGUUUCACCAGGAGACCUUUUCGUAUCCAACGGAGUAGCCCACAUAUUAUCCGAUUCAAACUUCUCCGAUACCAAGAAGUCAAAGUGGCCUUUUUCACGGCGUGGCACGACUAAAGGGAAGCUACAGACGGGCACAGUGUCAGAUAUUGAAAAAUAUCUUUCAACCGCACAGAUUCAAGACUGGAAAAACACAGAGCUGCAGAAAUACAAGGACUACUCUCUGGCCGAUUUCCUGCGGGACCAGUCCUCCCAGGUGAGCGCCGACUCUGACCCUGCAGGCUUCAAGAGGCACGAGGCCAUCUGGGAACUCUUCACCAGCGAGUGCGUUUACUUCCUGGAUCAGCUCAUGGUUCUCAAAGAGGUGUUCUCGGCUACGCUCACAAACCUGCAGCAGAGGAACUGCCUGACAGAUGUUGACUUGUGGAGGCUGUUUGCGAAUCUCAGUGAGCUUUGCCUGGUGAGCUUUGGUUUCCUGAACAACCUCCUGCGCGUCAUCAGGGACACGUUGGAGAUUACAGAGGGUGGCGGGCCCACCCUGCUGGAGCUGCUGAGCAAGGUUUUCCAGGAAAGCAUAUGCCACUGCCUGCAGAAAUACUGCCUGAACUACACCACGGCUCUGCUUUAUCUGGACAGCCUGAAGGCCAGGGAUGACUUUGGAUCGUACGUGAAGUGGUGUGAGAGGAACGAGCAGUGCCGACGGCUGCAGCUGCGCGAUCUGCUGGUGGCGCCGCUGCAGAGGCUGACGCGGUACCCGCUGCUGUUGCGGAACAUCGCGAAGAGGUGUCGGGCCGAGGAGGAAGCCAGAGGCCUGCAAAUUAUAGCGGAGCAGGUGGACACGUCAAUAUGUGAUUUGGAGGGAAAGGUAAAAUGGUUGGAUAACUACCAGAAAGUGAAACAGCUGAGAGAUGCCCUGGUGUGGCUGCCUGUAUGGGAGAGAGACAAGCGCGCCUUCAUCCCCGAGAACCUGAAACAUCUCCUGAAGGCCGUCACCCUGGAGAAUCUCAUUGCUCAAAGAAGUCUGCUGCACGAAGGGAAACUGGUGCUCACGGAGAACGCGAAGCUGAUCGAAGUUUACCUGUUCCUGUUUGACGAAUUCCUCCUGAUCACGAAGAUAAAGAGAGGCAAGAAGAAGUCCAUCGGUCCGGAGCAGAAUCCCCUGAGGCUGCCGCAGAACCUGGAGAUGGACCAGCUGCUGAAGGAUGGAUGCACGUUCACGAUCCUCGACCAGCCCAUCUCUCUGGACCGACUGCAGCUCAAGAACAUCGAUCAGCUAAACGCCUCCACAUCUGGCCUGCCUCAUUCUUUCAUAAUAAUGCACCAGAACCGCUACCAACAGUUUAUCGGCGCAUUCGUCCUGCAAGCUGCGUCAGAAUCUGUCAAGAGGGUGUGGAUGUCAAAGAUAGAGGGCGCUGUGACGGCGCUGCUGAAGCUGGACUCUCAGCAGCCGCGAGUCAAGAGCUCCUCAGCGUGGCUGGAGUCUUCCCAGAUUUGAGACGUCACACAGCACUAGGAGCCACCUGAAAUGUCUCGACUGUCAAUGUGCACUUCACUGUCCCCUGAAAUACCUGAAAUAUAAGCACUAGGAUUGUUUUGUUAAAUAAAUGUGUGCCUGCAAAGGCAGCUGCUGCGUUAGAGUUCAAUAAAUCUGAUUACAGUAGUAAAA
This is a messenger RNA of Mugil cephalus (flathead mullet), 2765 nucleotides long. It is a transcript of the gene plekhg7, whose product is annotated as pleckstrin homology domain containing, family G (with RhoGef domain) member 7. The coding region runs from base 390 to 2594 and encodes 734 amino acids. The record is from RefSeq and is a predicted model, not a curated record. Gene Ontology annotation, molecular function: guanyl-nucleotide exchange factor activity. NCBI's taxonomy places the organism in Eukaryota, Metazoa, Chordata, Actinopteri, Mugiliformes, Mugilidae. Gene Ontology annotation, biological process: Rho protein signal transduction. The transcript has 17 exons.